Molecule: messenger RNA, 3237 nt
Organism: Gopherus flavomarginatus (Mexican gopher tortoise)
Lineage: Eukaryota; Metazoa; Chordata; Testudines; Testudinidae
Product: serine/threonine-protein phosphatase 2A catalytic subunit alpha isoform
Exons: 17
Coding region: 16-2568 (850 amino acids)
Biological process (GO): negative regulation of axon extension; positive regulation of dendrite morphogenesis; protein phosphorylation
Cellular component (GO): cytosol; nucleus
Molecular function (GO): protein serine/threonine phosphatase activity; cyclin-dependent protein serine/threonine kinase activity; ATP binding
Source: RefSeq, a predicted model, not a curated record
AAAUCAGAGUGGAAGAUGGAGAUGUAUGAGACCCUUGGCAAAGUGGGAGAGGGGAGUUAUGGAACAGUAGUGAAGUGCAAACACAAGGAAACAGGACAGAUAGUAGCCAUUAAGAUAUUCUAUGAGAAACCAGAAAAAUCUGUCAACAAAAUUGCUAUGAGAGAAAUAAAGUUUCUAAAGCAAUUUCAUCAUGAAAACCUGGUCAACCUGAUCGAAGUAUUUAGACAGAAAAAAAAAAUUCAUUUGGUGUUUGAAUUUAUUGAUCAUACAGUUUUAGAUGAGCUACAACAUUACUGUCACGGACUGGAUAAUAAAAGACUUAGAAGAUAUCUCUUCCAGAUCCUUCGAGCAAUUGAGUAUCUCCAUAGCAACAAUGUCAUACAUCGUGAUAUCAAACCUGAGAAUAUCUUAGUAUCACAGACGGGAAUUACUAAACUAUGUGAUUUUGGUUUUGCUCGGACAUUAGCUGCCCCUGGUGAUGUUUAUACAGAUUAUGUAGCCACACGAUGGUACAGGGCUCCAGAACUGGUAUUAAAAGACACCACAUAUGGGAAACCUGUGGACAUCUGGGCUUUAGGUUGUAUGAUCAUUGAGAUGGCCACUGGAAAUCCUUAUCUACCCAGCAGCUCUGACCUAGACCUACUCCAUAAAAUUGUGACAAAAGUAGGGAAUUUGACACCUCAUCUUCAGAGUAUUUUUAUAAGGAGUCCAGUUUUUUCAGGGGUGGUCCUUCCGGAAGUCCAGCACCCUAAAAAUGCAAGGAAAAAGUAUCCCAAGCUUUGUGCAUUACUGGCAGAUAUUGUUCAUGCUUGUUUACAAAUGGAUCCCACUGAUAGGAUCUCAUCUACAGAUCUGCUGCAGCAUGACUAUUUUACUAGAGAUGGAUUUAUUGAAAAAUUCUUACCAGAAUUGAAGGCUAAAUUAUUACAAGAAGCAAAGUUAAAUUCUCUCUCAAAACUCAGAGAGAAUAAUAAAGAGAUUGAACUAAUAAAAGAUGAAAAGAGAACUAUUCAUAUUAAUGCCUCUCAGAAUGGUCCAGUGGUUGGGAAGGAUAUUGAAAAGGACAAAAAAUCAAAGGACUUAAAAGUAAAAGGUACAAAAGUGAAAGGAGGGAAACCAGAGAUUCCAGAAAUAAAAAAGAUUGAACAAGAAGAUGCAGUUAAUCAGUGGGCUCCUUCCUCACAGAAUCCUCCCAGUUUUCCUCAAGAGAGUAAACCUACAAUCACUGAUAUAACGACCACUGUAGCAGCUAGCAACGAUCCCAGCAGUGUGAAGGAAGAUCCUCCACUAAUAGCAGUUGGUACAACAAUGCCACCUAUCAAUCCAAAUUGUGGGAACCUUACUGCUGCAAAUUUCAAUUCAGCCUUCCCACACUCCAAUACGAGGAUACCUGAAAAAGCAAAGAAAAGGAGAAGCCCUUGGCAGUCAGUGGGACAAAUAGGUCCAAACAACAGACAGGAUGAUGGGACUCUGGCUCAAACUCAAACAGAAAAAGUCACACUGUAUGAACGAGCUGCUCAGAUUGAUCAAAUGGCCAAUAUGAACCGAAAGAAACGCAGUAUUUCAAAAUCUGAGAAGAAAGAUAUCCAUUUCCCAGAACUGCCAAUAACAGCACAACAAAAGGAGCUGAAAGGAAUAGAAGUUAAACAGGUAAAAGUGCUGAAGAGGGAGUCAAAGAAAUCGGAAGUAUCUAAAAUACCAUCUUUACUAAAUGUGGAUCAGAAUCAAGAAAAACAAGAGGCUAAAGAAAUUUUGACAAAAGAAUCCAAUGUACAAGAAGUGCGAUGUCCAGUCACAGUCUGUGGAGAUGUCCACGGGCAAUUUCACGACCUCAUGGAACUCUUCAGAAUUGGAGGCAAAUCACCGGACACAAAUUACUUGUUUAUGGGGGACUAUGUUGACAGAGGAUAUUAUUCAGUUGAAACAGUCACACUGCUUGUAGCUCUUAAGGUCCGUUACCGUGAACGCAUCACAAUUCUUCGGGGGAACCACGAAAGCAGGCAGAUAACACAAGUAUAUGGUUUCUAUGAUGAAUGUUUAAGGAAAUAUGGAAAUGCAAAUGUUUGGAAGUACUUCACAGACCUUUUUGACUAUCUUCCUCUAACUGCCUUGGUGGAUGGCCAGAUUUUUUGUCUACAUGGUGGCCUCUCACCAUCCAUAGAUACACUGGAUCACAUCAGAGCACUUGAUCGCCUGCAAGAAGUUCCCCAUGAGGGUCCGAUGUGUGAUUUGCUAUGGUCAGAUCCAGAUGAUCGUGGUGGUUGGGGCAUUUCUCCUCGUGGUGCUGGCUAUACGUUUGGGCAAGAUAUUUCAGAAACUUUUAAUCAUGCCAAUGGCCUUACGUUGGUUUCAAGAGCGCAUCAGCUGGUAAUGGAGGGGUACAACUGGUGCCAUGAUCGGAAUGUAGUAACAAUUUUCAGUGCUCCAAACUAUUGUUACCGUUGUGGCAACCAGGCUGCAAUUAUGGAACUUGAUGAUACUCUAAAAUACUCCUUCUUGCAGUUUGAUCCAGCACCACGCAGAGGUGAACCACAUGUUACUCGUCGCACCCCAGACUACUUCCUGUAAAGAUUUUACACUUGUACAGUAUUGCCAUGAACCAUAUGUUGACCUAAAGGAAAUGGGAAGAGCAACAGUAACUCCAAAGUGUCAGAAAAUAUUUAACAUUCAAACUCGUUUUCACAUGGACCAAAAGAUGUGCCAUAAUAAUACAAAGCCUCUUGUCAACAACCGUGACCACUUUAGAAUGAACCAGUUCAUUGCAUGCUGAAGCAACAUUGUUGGUCAAGAAACCAGUUUCUGGCAUAGCACUAUUUGUAGUUACUUUUGCUUUCUCUGAGAGACUGCAAAUAUUAAGAUGUAGACAUUAACACGUCGUGAAUACAUUUAACUUUCCAUUUAGCUAUAGCUUUAUUCAGCAUGACUGUAGAUAAGGAUAGCAGCAAACAAUCAUUGAAGCUUAAUGAACAUUUUUAAAAUAAGUACCAAGCCCGCCUCCUAUUUGUGUUCUGAAUCUCUUCUGAUUUUUUUUUUUUCAGGGAAUACUGUUUAAUUUAAUUGUAUUGAUUUUUUUGUCUCACUUAUUUUCUUCCUCCCUACUCUGCCUCCUUCAUUGUCCCUUGUAAUUGUCCAAGCAUAGUGAGUUAUUUUGAACAGAACUGGUUUUUUUCCUGUAAAAUGAUGUUACUGCAGGAGAGUACUGCAGUGUUUUUUCAUAAUAAACUUGUGAACUAAGUA